This is a messenger RNA of Stylophora pistillata, 3015 nucleotides long. Its product is annotated as cytochrome P450 1A1. Lineage: Eukaryota; Metazoa; Cnidaria; Anthozoa; Scleractinia; Pocilloporidae. Gene Ontology annotation, molecular function: heme binding; steroid 17-alpha-monooxygenase activity; iron ion binding. The record is from RefSeq and is a predicted model, not a curated record. Gene Ontology annotation, biological process: hormone biosynthetic process; progesterone metabolic process.
UUUGGCUCUAAUUAUGCGUGUUAAAACAUGUGUAUGUGCAAAGUUCGUGGACUGUGGCUAUAGAUGAUAACAACACGGAAAUUGCCUGAUCUCAUGCCUAUUCCGCAAUACACAGGGUUUAACACGCAUAAUUAGAGCCAAAAAUGGAUUGUGAAGAUAAUAAGUUAUUUGUGUUUGUCUAGCAGCCUGAAGGCUUUAAUUUUCCCAAAGUUUGUAUCAACCUCUGGAAUACGCUCUUGAAUACCUCUGGAAUACGCCUAUUGAAAAGCGUAAAGCGUCAUUUCAGUCCAAUUAAGCACCAGUGGGUUCUGCAGUAAAGUCAUGAUACCUGCAGUCAUCGGCAUUUUCAUUCUGUUUAUGGCACUCUAUGUGCUGCCCUCAAUAUGGCAAACUCGCCACCUUCCGCCUGGUCCAUUCCCGCUACCCCUGGUUGGAAACCUUCUUUCCAUUGAUCUUAAGCGGCCUCAUGCUGACUUCGCUAACAUGGCUGAUAAGUAUGGAAAAUUAUUCCGAAUCCACAUGGGAAGACGAAGGAUGAUAGUGAUCAACAGCUACGAGAUCGCGAAAGAAGCUCUUGUCACAAAAGCCACAGAUUUCGCCGGUCGACCUCGACAUUUCUUCGGAGAUGUCUUUGGCCGAAAUCGCACCGAUUUCGCUUUUCAAUCUCUAAAUAACAGAUGGAAGAUACAGCAUAAACUUGCAGUAACAGCUCUGCGACUUUCUGAGAACAAAGCCAACAUAGCUGAUCAUACAGAAAAGUUAUGUAGUAGAUUGAAUUCCUUUGAUGGAAAGCCAUUUUAUCUUCAUGAUAUAAUGAUCAACUCUGUAGCCAAUUGCCUCUCGUCUCUAAUUUUCGGCAAAGAACACAAACUAAAUGAUCGAGAGGUAGAAAUGCUUGUAUACGCUGUGCAAGUUUUUCGCGAGUCACUCAGUGCAGGUAACAUGAUCGAUACUUUCCCAAUGUUGAAGUAUAUUCCUAUGGACAUCUUCAAGAACACAAAGCGCGCUGGAGAAAUCCGUGAUGAAAUUUUUGAAAGGAAGUUUGAAGAACAUAUUUUGACCUUUCAGAAGGACAAUAUCCGCGAUUUGAUUGAUGCCUUGUGGAAGGGUUUCCAUGAAAUUUCUCACGAUGGUCUACUGACCAAGGAGCAGUUAGUUUCUAGCGCCUCUGAUUUCUUUUUUCCUGGCACUGAAACUCCUUACACUGUUAUCACCUGGGCCAUAUUUUAUGUCAUCAAACACCCGAAUGUGCAGGCCAGGCUCCAUCGUCAGUUGGAUGACGUCCUAGGAAACACUGAUCGCCUGCCAGAGAUUUCGGACAAACCAAACUUGCCCUUCUUGAAUGCAUUCAUCACCGAGGUUCUCCGUAUUGUGAGUGAAACUCCGCUGGCUGUGCCCCACUCAACCACACGGGACACGUCCCUUGCUGGAUUUAAGAUCCCUCGGGAUAUGACUGUGCUUAUUAACCUCUGGGCCAUCCACCAUGAUCCCGAUAUUUGGGGCGACCCAUUUAGCUUCCGGCCAGAGCGUUUCUUGGACAGACAGGGCCAACCACACGUGGAGGGCGUCAUGUCAUUUUCAGCUGGAAAACGGUCAUGUCCAGGAGAGUUUUUUGGGAAGAAAUUGGUCUUCUUGUAUCUCGCCCGAUUGCUGAGCAGAUUCAGAUUUGAGUGCCCCGAAGGAACAACAUUACCCAAAGAAGAAGAAAGCGUUAAUGGAUUAGUGAUCGAAUGUAAGCCUUUUCAAGUACGUGUUAUACCUAGAAAGAGGUCGUAAAGGUCAUUGCAAAAUAGAAACUGGACAAUUCUGAAGGUGAUUUAAGGUUACCAAUCAACGAACGCAAGCGGAUAACCAGGAAAAUCUGUCGUUUCUUCGAUUUAAAUCUUUACUUAUACAACAAGGAAAAGUUCUCUGGGACUAUGAGACAUCAGUCACAUUCAAGGAUUGUUUUUAUUGUUGUUGUUGUCAAAGUAAGCAUCGUAGAACUUCAGCGUUGCGUUACAUCAAGUUACGUUACGUUACGCUAUGUCACGUUACGUUCUAUCAAGUUACGUUACGUCACGCGUUAUUUUGGUAAAUCAGGAGAUUUCAUUGCAAAGUUCAACGGUAGAUCGUUAUUGAAAUACAUAAAAACUUCAGAAAAAAAAAACUGUAAAAACUGUUAGCAAAGUAUAUUUUUGACGACUUUUCGCCAUUGCUUCACGUCAUUAUCAAGUGAAAGCGAUAUAAAAUAAUAGAGAAAAUUUUUUUUUUCUCCUAUGGGUAUAGUUCCCAAAGGUGAAAUAACGACUAAGUGUCAAGUAAAAAGUUUGGCUCGAAUUGAGUCAUCUGCGUGCCCAAUGUAGGCUUCAUGUUAGUAAAAAGCAUUUUGCAAAUCAUGCAGUCAAAUUUGCUUGUAUAUUUUUCAAGCGAUCUAUGGAUUCCUUUUUGCCUGAUGAUACCCACGAACGCGUUGGUGCAAUUGUAAGUGUCGAAUGGUAUACCCGACUUAAUUUGCAACACACAAAUGACAUUAUACAAGUGGUGAGCGGCGCGCUUCAUGCGUUGAUGAAGCUCGAGAUACAUCGAAGAAGAAUAUAAAAUAGUUCGCAGCUCGGUUUUUCCUAAUUCCUCUACAGCUGUUGUUGUUGCUUUGAGAAACAUACAUAGGUAUAUGAUCACGACGUAUAGGGUGUAGUCUUAAACAUCAAUUAUUCUAAGCCUGUAUGGAUGACACUAUCGGUAUAUUUCAUUCACGGCCGACAUCAGCCGGGUGAGAUAACAGGGGACCUGUGAACUACAACGAAGCAACCAAGCCUCCAAGCCCUGCAGACAGACAGACAACCAAACAAACGUCGAAGUCGCAGACGUGACUUCACCUAGUACAAAAAGGCAAAGGUAUUUUGCUUAAAACUCGCUUUCAAGGAGGACGAACAUAUGAAAAGUGCUGAAACGUGUAAAAAAAAAAAAACAAAACAAAACAAAAAAACCAGGAGGACUGGAAUUUUACGUGAAUUGCGGUUUUGUAAAGAAUGG